UCAGCAGAUGGCGAUGAGCGUCUUUCAGGUGACUCUUCUUGCGUGACGUAUAAUGGACUGGACGGACGCUUCUUCAGGAACAACAAGGCGCCAACUCUUUCAGCCACGUCGGUAGCUUGCUAGCCAACAUAAAACUGAAAGUUUCACGUUUUAGACCAUGUUAAUGUACAUUAGCUAAUCUCAGUGUUUUAAACAAGUUUCGGUUGACGUAUCAACUGGUUCAAUUUGCAAACGUGUUAAAGAUUGAUACUGAGCCUAGCACGAGGCUAGUCGCUAAUGCUAGCUAGCUAGCUAACAUCCCUGACCAUGAGCUCACUAAACUACUCCUCCCUUGCUAAUGAAGAGGGGGUCGGCUGUAUGGAGAAAGCAUCUUUCAGAAUGAAAAAGGAGGAAGAGGAGGCUGUUAUAGUGAUAGAAGAGGAAGAACCGUUUAGAGAGGAAGAUGAUGCUAUCUCAAUAAAGGUGAAGGAGGAAGACGUUUUGGGAGUGAAAGAGGAAGAGACAGAAUAUCAGAUGAACACCAGAGAGAGACAUGACUAUGGUGGAUCCUCUGGGGAGCUUCAACAACAUCCUGAUGCUGACGAGGAAGAGAAGAGUCUCUCCAGAUCAGAACACCAGAUGGACAACGCUAGCCCUUCCUCCCUCCUGGAGUCCCUGUGUCGUGCCUCUCCCGGUAGCACCUUACUGCUGGGUAUGAAGAGGUUGUCUGUGCUGCUGGUGGACUGCAGGAAAACAACGGGGCUGAGUGGAACUGUGAGAGGAGGAGAAGAGAUGAAAGGAUCAGAUUUGACUCAUCAAAGAGAAAUACCAGACUCAGAGGAACCAGAGCCAGGGACGUCCAAACCAGGAAGACGACACCAGUGCUCCCAGUGUGAAAAGAGUUUUAACCACAUACGUAACCUGAAAACACAUAAGACAAUACACACAGGGGAGAAGCCUUACCACUGCUCCCAGUGUGGAACGGGUUGUAACCGGUUAAGGGACCUGAAACAACACGAGAGAAUACACACAGGGGAGAAGCCUUACCACUGCUCCCGGUGUGGAAAGAGUUUUACCCAGUUAUGUAACCUGAAAACACAUGAGCGUAUACACACAGGGGAGAAGCGUUACCACUGCUCCCAGUGUGGAAAGAGUUAUACAACAUUUGGGAGCCUGAAAAUACAUGAGAGAAUACAUACAGGAGAAAAGCUGUACCACUGCUCCCAGUGUGGAAAGAGUUUUAACCAGAAAGGAUACCUGAAACAACAUGCGAGAAUACACACAGGGGAGAAGCCUUACCACUGCUCCCAGUGUGGAAAGAGUUUUAACCAGAAAGCCCACCUGAACCAACAUGAGAGAAUACACACAGGGGAGAAGCCUCACCACGGCUCCCAGUUUGAAACGGGUUUUAACAAGUUACGGGACCUGAAACGACAUGAGAGAAUACAGACAGGGGAGAAGCCUCACCACUGCUCCCAGUGUGGAAAGAGUUUUACAAUGUUGGGGAGCCUGAAAAUACAUGAGCGGAUGCAUACAGGAGAAAAGCCGUACCACUGCUCCCAUUGUGGAACGAGUUUUACCCACUUAAGUAACCUGAAAACACACAAUAGAAUACACACAGGGGAGAAGCCUUACAACUGCUCCCAGUGUAGAAAGAGUUUUACCCACCUGUGUAACCUGAAGACUCAUGAACGAAUACACACAGGGGAGAAGCCUUACCACUGCUCCCAUUGUGAAAAGAGUUUUACAGAGUUAGGUAACAUGAGAAAACAUGAGAUAAAACACAGAGGAGAUCAAGAUGUUGGCUUCUGAACAGUAUGACAUCGGGAAGAUGAAUGCUUCUGAACAGUGGGACAGAUAAAGGUCCAAUACAUGGUGGGUCAGUAGUCCCCAGAGACUCUGAAUGUGUCUUGACUUUCCAGUGUUUUCCGUACUGCAUGUAUUAUAGUGGAUUGUGUUUGUUUGCUGACGUCACAACAUAAAUGUCCAUGUAAAUGGACAAAAGUAUAUCA
Molecule: messenger RNA, 1991 nt
Organism: Oncorhynchus kisutch (coho salmon)
Lineage: Eukaryota; Metazoa; Chordata; Actinopteri; Salmoniformes; Salmonidae
Product: zinc finger protein 436-like
Exons: 5
Coding region: 307-1791 (494 amino acids)
Biological process (GO): regulation of transcription by RNA polymerase II
Cellular component (GO): nucleus
Molecular function (GO): DNA-binding transcription factor activity, RNA polymerase II-specific; RNA polymerase II transcription regulatory region sequence-specific DNA binding
Source: RefSeq, a predicted model, not a curated record